Castor canadensis (American beaver) is the source of this 2068-nucleotide messenger RNA. RefSeq names its product trafficking from ER to golgi regulator (gene Tfg). Gene Ontology annotation, cellular component: endoplasmic reticulum exit site. Gene Ontology annotation, biological process: endoplasmic reticulum to Golgi vesicle-mediated transport; COPII vesicle coat assembly. Gene Ontology annotation, molecular function: identical protein binding. The record is from RefSeq and is a predicted model, not a curated record. NCBI's taxonomy places the organism in Eukaryota, Metazoa, Chordata, Mammalia, Rodentia, Castoridae.
UUCCUAUUCCUGGCCAUCCAGUGAGGAAGCUUGAUUCUUGCCCGACCCUGCCGGGUCCUCGCAAGACCAGCGCCUCACGCCCCCGCGCAUGCGUAUUGCCUCAGUCGCGCUCGCUGAGGCGGAGCAAAAGGACAGACUUUUUUCUUCCUUGCUCCCGCCCCUCUUCUUCCUCCACCUGCCACGUACUGGGCCCGAGCUCUCGCUGGGCUUGUUGAGUCUGUGCGAUUGGCCGGGGCCUGCACGAGCUUUCGAGCUUGGAGUGGCGGCCGCGGAGGGCAACCGAGCGGGCGGUGACCACAGCCUCCCAGCGACGCCCCAGAGCCCGGCGGUGGCCUCGCAUCGGCCGGGUCAGCGGAGACCCGCGCAGAGGCGGCGGCCUCGGCAAGCUGUUUUUUCCUAGAGUUCUGUAUUAGAACAUCCUGGAGUCCACCAUGAAUGGACAGUUGGACCUAAGUGGGAAGCUAAUUAUCAAAGCUCAGCUUGGGGAGGAUAUUCGGCGAAUUCCCAUUCAUAAUGAAGAUAUUACUUAUGAUGAAUUAGUGCUAAUGAUGCAACGAGUUUUCAGAGGGAAACUUCUGAGUAAUGAUGAAGUUACGAUAAAGUAUAAAGAUGAAGAUGGAGAUCUUAUAACAAUUUUUGAUAGUUCUGACCUUUCCUUUGCAAUUCAGUGUAGCAGGAUACUGAAACUGACAUUAUUUGUUAACGGCCAACCAAGACCCCUUGAAUCAAGUCAGGUGAAAUACCUUCGUCGAGAACUGAUAGAACUUCGAAAUAAAGUGAAUCGCUUAUUGGAUAGCUUGGAACCACCUGGAGAACCAGGGCCUUCUACCAGUAUUCCUGAAAAUGAUGCUGUGGAUGGUAGGGAAGAAAAGCCUACUGCUUCUGAUUCUUCUGGCAAACAGUCUACUCAGGUUAUGGCAGCAAGUAUGUCAGCUUUUGAUCCUCUGAAAAACCAAGAUGAAAUCAAUAAAAAUGUGAUGUCAGCGUUUGGCUUAACAGAUGAUCAGGUUUCAGGGCCACCCAGUGCUCCUGCAGAAGACCGUUCAGGAACACCUGACAGCAUUGCUUCCUCCUCCUCAGCAGCUCACCCACCAGGAGUUCAGCCACAGCAGCCUCCAUACACAGGAGCUCAGACACAAGCAGGUCAGAUUGAAGGUCAGAUGUACCAACAGUACCAGCAGCAAGCUGGCUAUGGUGCACAGCAGCCUCAGGCUCCACCUCAGCCACCUCAGCAGUAUGGUAUUCAGUAUUCAGCCAGCUAUAGUCAACAGACUGGACCCCAACAACCUCAGCAGUUCCAGGGAUAUGGCCAGCAACCAACUUCCCAGGCACCAGCACCUGCCUUUUCUGGUCAGCCACAACUGCCUGCUCAAGCAGCACAGCCAUACCAGGCGAGCAAUUAUCCUCCACAAACUUACACUACCCAAACAUCUCAGCCUACUAAUUAUACUGUGGCCCCUGCCUCUCAGCCUGGAAUGGCUCCAAGCCAACCUGGGGCUUAUCAACCAAGACCAGGUUUUACUCCACCUCCUGGAAGUACCAUGAACCCACCUCCAAGUGGUCCUAACCCUUAUGCACGUAACCGCCUUCCCUUUGGUCAGGGCUAUACCCAACCUGGACCUGGUUAUCGAUAAAGAGGCUCAGAUACACUGUUGAAUAUAGCUAAUAGCUAAUUGCCUCCCAAAAGACUCCAGUACUAUUUUAUUUUAAUUCGUAUUGAAGUUCAGAAAUUUAAAAAGCAGAGCAUUUUUUUAUGAGAUCAUUAUUGCUGUUAAUUGAAAGUAUAAUUUGCUGGAACACAAUAAAAGACCAAAAUGAAAGUUGUUUUCUUCCCUGCUUAAAAAUGUAGCAGCUUCCUAGUUAUAUUGGAACACUACUUACAUGUAUGUAAAGUGAUUGGCUUUCUAGCUUCCCUUGUUCAGAGGAUGUUAAAAUGCUAGGUUGAGAUUUACCACUUGGCUUUUUACUAUUAACAUAAUGUACUAAAGUAGAGCCCUUUGAGAAAAUGACUAGACAUUAUGUACAAGAUGUAACAUUGAUAGGCUAAUAAAGGUGAUUAAAUCCAUUA